AUUAAUUUCAAUUGAAAAAAAUAAGGAAAAUUUAUAUUUUUUUGCAUAAAAAUAUAAUAAAAGUGUUGUUUUAUCUGUGUGUAUAAGAAUUUCCAUGAAAAAUCGCACCCAACUAUAAAUAAAAAGUGUUUAAAGUUAUUAAAAUUGCAGCCGGUCGCUGUUUCUACUUCACCUGGCCGUUCGUAGCGUUUAUACGAAGUGUAUAAAAGUGUUGGUGUUAUUUGUGUUUUUUUAUGCAGCUAUAAAUCUGGCAACAUAAAAUUUUUGUUUUUUCAUGUUUAUAACGAAAUUGUGUAAAGCAUUUUUAGGCGCUUUUUUAAAUGACUGUCUUAGUUUUAUCACAACUGAUGGAGAUGAAAGAUUUAGGUAAAUGUCUUAGAUAUUAACAAAUUUACAAAAGAAAAUCUCCGGAAAUAUUAAAGAAUACGUAUUAAAGUUUUAAAAUUUGUGUCGGUUACCGGUUUUCUUACCAUCUUUUUGUUCAUUGCAUUUAAUCACAAUGUGUGAGAGUAAAAGCGUGUAAUAUUUUUAGUGAAAAAAGCAAAGCUUUUUAAAAUGUGUUAGAAAAAAGUUCUUUAUAUAAAAGCAAAUAAAAAAUGUGAAAAAGUCUCUAACUUUAAUGUUGUGAAAGCAGAGAACCGGAAAUGGAAUGUAUAAUCUUCAAAUUUAAAUGUAAAUAGGAGCGGAAGUUUUGUAAACACGCAAAAACUUGCAACUACAUAACUAUCUCCGCACAAUGCAAAAAUAUUCAGCUAUUAUUUGUAGUUUCAUAACAUUAAUACAUGGUAUUGGAUUAAAUCAUGCAGCACAUUAUGUUUCUAAAAACGAUGCAAAAGAGGAUUAUAAACCACAACCAACAUCACAUAUUAGGACGAGUACUGCGACAAUGGAAAACAGGGCAAUCAUUCAUAAUCUAAAUCAUAACAAUUGGAUUAUUACAUCAAAACCUCCACCAAUACAUGAUACUCAAAUAGAGAAUCAACCAUAUACUGACACAGAGUCUACUUAUUCUCCAGCAAAAUAUAAAAUAGUAGACUACAAUAAUGUGGAUGUUGUAUACAACAAGCAUUCGCUAGAUAACUCCCAGUACCAGUUCUUAGAAAAUAUAUACGAUUUAAAACAGCAACGAAGGUCGUCUCUUUUAAAACAGUUACAAAGUCAAAAGCAGGAAUUGAGUAGAGGUUAUGCAGACUUUAUAUACGAUCCAUACCAGCUGGCAACUACACCAAAAGAAACCACAGUGAGCUCUAAUGAUCACUACAAAACACGGUAUUUAGCUUCGUAUGUCACACCAUCGCCAUCGCAUUCAGAAAUGCAUCCAAACUUACACCAUCAUAUACCACGUAUAAACUACAAAAAAACACCAAUUGUGUCACAUGCAACAGGCAGCGAACCAUCACCAAUGACGACAACAUCCAUAAAAUCGCUUACAUCAAUGGAAAAUAUGCAGCAAUUUUUAACAAAAGUCAACGGAGUAAAAUACAUUAGAAAUAACAAAUUGAAUGAUUAUGAUAACACCGCUGAAGUCGUAUCAGAAUUUGUUAAGCCAGUAAAUAAAGAGGGUUCCAAACAAUAUCUGUUCGCGCCAAUGCGUCCUUCUUUAGAGAGAGAAUUGCCAUACUCUAGCAAUACUCUACCUUAUCCGCCUUCAUUUAUAUCCAUUACAACAACUGAAAAACCUUUAUUCAGCUAUAAGUCAGAAUACCAUAAAAUUCCAGAUUUAUUUAGCCAUCGACAGUCCAAAUCGUUGUGGGAUUCCUACAUACCUAGUUGGCAAAUAACAAAAAUGCUGCAACAGUUUAAAAAUAAGACUGUUUUCAACAACAAGAACAAUUUACAUACAUUGGCUUUCACUAGACAGUAUAAAAAUGAUAGAGAAAAAACAAAUAUAUAAAUUAAGCUUCUCUAUUUAUUGAUUUAUAAAUAGCAACUAUUUGCAUCUUAACACAAAACAGUUUGUUUAAAUUUUUUGGAUUUUAUACCAAAUCUUGUGGAAUAAAACUAGUUAUGACUUUAAUAAAACAAUUGUAAUUGAAAUAAUAAUAGAAAUGAGUUCCAUUUUGCAUGUAAUUGCACCUCUCCGCUAUCUAAUGACAUUAUGUGAGUAUGUACUCGUAAAGUAUCUCAUAAUAAAACUUCAAAUAUAUUCAAUAAAUCUCAAUUACAAAAGUAGCUUGCUUUUUCCCUAAAAGUAUAAAAACUUAGUUUUAAAUCAUUAUUCCAAAAUAACAUUUAAUUCUUAAAUAUCAUUAUUAUUAACAUUUCCUUACUUUCAACAAAUUGUUAUAAAUCAUGCUAAGGAAUAUUUUUUGCCAUUUCAAUGGUAACGAAUAACUGGAAAAUCUCAGUUAAGAUUAAGAUAUGACACAAUUUGUUAAAUCAUUAUUACUUUUACUCAAAACACACCAGACAAGGUAUUUACUAUGCGCCACAAUAAAGCUUGUCUAUUUGUGGUGUAUGGUUCAAGUAAAAUGGAAACUGGGAGGUUAUAUUCAUAUACAUACAGACCUAUAAAUAAAUGUAUGUUUGUACGUAUCUUGUUGUUAGCGCAAACUAAGCUGGUAAUAAGCAACAUGUAACAAUUUAAACCGUUGAUAAACACAAAUACAAUAUCCACACCUUGUUUGCUUUAAAAAAGAAACAAAAAUUUUAAUCUCUUGAAAAGUGAAGAAGAUGAUGUCUUAGAAAUUUUCACAAGUAGGAAGUAAACUGUAAAAAUGAAAAUUUUAUUUAAAAUUGUUGAUGGCUUAACACAGAUGUGACUGCUGCCUUUAGUGGUUUUGUUAGUUAUUAAAAGUGUUUCUGCAUCUCCUUUGGCAAAUUUAAUAGUGAUCAAGAAAUAUUGUUUAAAAAAACUUUAAAUUCAACCGAAAACUUUUUACAUUUUUCAUAGCAAACUCUUCAAAAAUAAUAAUAAAUGUUAUGUUGAGUUUAAUGAUGCAAUAUGUGUUUUAUGUUUACUAAAUAAUUGGUGAUAACUAUAUAAUUUGAAUAUAUGUCAUAAAUAAGUACAUAAUACUAACACAUUUCUUUAAAUAAGUUAAAUAUUUUACAUAUUUAACCAAUUUUGUAUGCAAAUAUAAAUUGUUUUAUUGUUCAUAAUUUAUAGAUUUUCAUUUCUCUUUAAAUGUCUAAAGAUCUAAAUGUUUUAUUAACCUAAUGACUUGGUUGCUUAAGCAAAUUAAUAAAACGUACUGAGUUUCUUAUUGAUUACUCACCUUUUAUAAUGAAAUUAUAACAAAACGUGAGUUAAACGGUUAAUCAUGAAAACACCAUAGUUCAAAACAAGUUAUUUGUUUAAUAAAUAUAUUAUGGAAAAAUUAAGAAAAAAUAUAAUAAAGUAUUAACUAAAGAAUCGCAAUACAUAUGUACACAUAAUAAUUUAGUAAAUGCAUUUAAAGAAUUUUUGUGAAAUGGGAUCGUUCAAGGUCUUGUUAAAAUAAACGAUAAUUGGUAUUGAUUUUUAGUUGGAGGUUAUAAAUUAAUAAAAAAGCGUAGAUUGACAUGUA
Messenger RNA from Lucilia cuprina (Australian sheep blowfly), 3509 nucleotides. RefSeq lists its product as uncharacterized. Lineage: Eukaryota; Metazoa; Arthropoda; Insecta; Diptera; Calliphoridae. The record is from RefSeq and is a predicted model, not a curated record. The transcript has 4 exons. The coding region runs from base 737 to 1894 and encodes 385 amino acids.